GCGGUCACACUGUCACACUAACGCUUUGAAAUCGGGUUCGUCAUACACAGAAUUUUUUGCAUUUCUAGUUAAAACAAAAGUCUAAAUAUAAUUUAAGGAAUCAUCGAACAGUAGAACACUAAAAAAAGUUAAUAAGUAUAAAGUACCGCUCAAUAAGACUUAGCAACAACAAGAAUAAGAACAACAACUAAGCAGAAUGGCUGUUAACGUUUACUCCACAAAUGUGACAUCAGAGAACCUUUCGCGGCAUGACAUGCUUUCCUGGGUUAACGAUUGCCUGCAAUCGCAAUUCUCCAAAAUCGAAGAGCUCUGCACGGGCGCCGCAUAUUGUCAAUUCAUGGACAUGCUGUUCCCCAAUUCAGUGCCCGUGAAGCGUGUCAAAUUCCGCACUAAUUUGGAGCACGAAUAUAUACAGAACUUUAAGAUACUGCAAGCUGCCUUCAAAAAGAUGUCCGUGGAUAAGAUCAUACCAGUUGAUAAACUUGUGAAGGGACGAUUUCAAGAUAAUUUCGAGUUUUUGCAAUGGUUCAAAAAGUUUUUCGAUGCCAAUUACGAUGGACGCGAAUAUGAGCCAUUGGCUCAGCGCGGCGGCAUCAAAAUGGGCAGCGGCAAGGGACCGGGCGGCAACAGCAAUGGCGGCAGCGGUGUGGGCAGCGUCCACAGUGAUAUACACACGAUGCAUCGACGGAGAAUACAGGCGCCACAAUCCAAUCGCCUGUCACCCAGCGUACCCGCGCAUCAAACGGCAGUCUCCAAGGUGCUGCCGCGCACGAGCAGCGCAGUGACGCACAGCAGAGUGGCCACAGCCACCAAUAUUACAGGGACAGUGAAGAAGAAUGAUGCAAACCAUGCUGUAAAUACACAGCAAAUCGAUGAGCUGUCCAAUCAGGUCAUGGACAUGCGCCUAAAUCUGGAAGGUUUGGAGAAGGAGCGCGACUUUUAUUUCUCAAAAUUGCGCGACAUUGAAAUACUUUGCCAGGAGGCCGAGGAGGGUGAGACCACUCCGUUGGUGCAAAAGAUUUUGGACAUACUCUAUGCGACUGAGGUAGGAGCUACCGCAGCAUUGUUACCCAACGAUGCACCACCAGAAGAAGAGGAGUAUUAGGAGUAACAUAUACGAAAAAAAGAAGAAAAAAGAAAACAACCAGCCCACGACAACACCACAACUGCAACACUCUAUGCAAAACAUUUUCAAAACCCUCCAGCAUGAGGAUACACCAAGACAGACACAACACACGGCACGCACGCAUUCGUGUUGUAUGAUAACCCCACAAGUAAUUUCCACAUAACAAGGAUACCCCUCACCACGAAUCGAACCAGCAGCAACUCCCCUGAACAUUUUGCAAAUUGUUCUUUAUUAUUUCGUUAGUAUUUUGGAUGUUGCUCUCGUGCUCAAUUAUCAAACGGAAACAGUGUUUACAUUGGCAAGCGGUCGGUCGCGUUCCAUCAGCUAUUGCUUGGUCCUCGUAGCAUUUGUAUUUAGUAAUUAAAAUGUUGUUGUUUUUUUGGCAGAAUAAACGUUAACUAAAUUGUAAACGGACCACCUAAUGGAUGUGCUCCAUGACACGGCACACUUGUUGUUCGAGCUAACAAAAGUUUAAAUGUAUUCGCUAGUUCAGCCUUCGAUUCAGACUGUCUUCUCUUGUGUUUUUGCACACUUUACAAGCAAAAUUUAAGUCAUAAUUUGUAUACAAUCCGUAGUUUCGCCCCCACUUUGAUGGUUUUAAGUAAUUGUAUGUGAAAGAUCAGAUCUACUGAAUCCAAUUUGUACAAUGUAAUAAUGUUUCCUCUAAUUUCUCAAAAAUUCAUAACCAAAAUUGGCUGCAUAACAUCAUAAAUACGAAAUGAAUCCUAGACCUUAAGUGAUUCUUUGCUCUCAAUUCAUUUUAGUUCUAUAUUUAUGUGUAGAACAAAUUGAACAAUGUU
Molecule: messenger RNA, 1926 nt
Organism: Drosophila guanche
Lineage: Eukaryota; Metazoa; Arthropoda; Insecta; Diptera; Drosophilidae
Gene: Eb1
Product: microtubule-associated protein RP/EB family member 1
Exons: 8
Coding region: 197-1105 (302 amino acids)
Biological process (GO): spindle assembly; protein localization to microtubule plus-end; regulation of microtubule polymerization or depolymerization
Cellular component (GO): cytoplasmic microtubule; microtubule organizing center; microtubule plus-end
Molecular function (GO): microtubule plus-end binding
Source: RefSeq, a predicted model, not a curated record